AUGUCGAAUUGUGCAAUAUCUUGGGAAACUAAGAAGCAGGUUACCGUAGCACUGUCAAGUACGGAGGCUGAAUAUAUGGGCAUUUCAGAAUGUUGUAAAGAGGCUGUGUAUUUGCGAAAUUUGUUAUUUGAAUUAGCUGGAGUAACUUAUCCAAUACCAAUAUUUAAUGAUAAUCAGUCAGCCCAUAAGUUGUCAGCAAAUCCUGUCCACCAUAAAAGGUCAAAACAUAUAGAUGUGCGGUACCAUUUUUGUAGAGAAAAAGUCGCUAAUGAAAUUGUAAAAAUUAAAUACUUGCCGACUUCAGAAAUGCCCGCAUAUCUACUUACUAAAGGUUUAUGUAAAAUGAAACAUUAUAAUUUUUUAGGAAUGUUUGGUUUAUUUGAUAAAAAUAAUAUGUAA
Messenger RNA from Pieris macdunnoughi, 399 nucleotides. NCBI's taxonomy places the organism in Eukaryota, Metazoa, Arthropoda, Insecta, Lepidoptera, Pieridae. The record is from the annotation of a GenBank genome assembly.